Molecule: messenger RNA, 1431 nt
Organism: Drosophila yakuba
Lineage: Eukaryota; Metazoa; Arthropoda; Insecta; Diptera; Drosophilidae
Product: techylectin-5B
Exons: 2
Coding region: 407-1156 (249 amino acids)
Source: RefSeq, a predicted model, not a curated record
UACCAUAAAUAACAACACCAAACUGUAUAAUGUGGCCAUGUGAUAUAAUUGGUAAUAUUUAUGAUAAUUAUCACAAUUAGUUGUGUGAUUAGGAGUCACAAUUAGUAGUAAAAAUAUGGAGUAGCGGCAAAGUUUAUUCAGUUAUUAACGAGCUACGAUGCGAUCAGUGUGGAUAUAUGUGGCACUUGUGGGUCCCUUUUUUAUUUAUUCAACAGAGGUAAAUCAGUUACCUUUGAGUUCCUCUAUCUUAAUUACUCAACAGUUGAAUCAUUCUACAGAGUUUUCAAAAUGCUACCGCUAUCAAGAGUGAAGCAAACACGUAAAUUUGUAGUUCCACUUCCAAAAGUUAUAUGCAAAUAAGCUUCCAUUUUGCAGAAAUAAACCUGCACUAGAAUUGUUUCACAAAAUGUUGCUGGCCUUGCUCGAAGAACACGAAUCUAGUCGCAGUACAGAAAACAUCCAAGAGCGUAGUUCAGAUUUAAAUACCACCGGAUUGCUGGGAAGACAUCGCUCCCAGUGCCCCACUUAUCCAUCUGCUCAUGGAAUUUACACCAUCCAGGUGUUGCGACUGGAACCCUUUCAGGUGUCCUGCGAUGCCGAGAUUGCCGGUUCCGGAUGGACUGUGAUAACCCGGCGCACCAGCAACCAGUUGAACUUCUUCCGCAGCUGGGAGGAGUACAAAACUGGCUUCGGGCAGCUCGAUGGUGAUUUUUUCAUUGGAUUGGACAAACUGCACGCCAUUACUAAGUCACAGCCCCACGAGUUAUACAUUCACCUGGAGGACUUUGAGGGACAGACACGAUAUGCGCAUUACGAUGAAUUCUUUGUCGAAAGCGAAAACAAGUUCUAUGCAAUGACCAAACUGGGCGAGUUCACCGGCGACGCAGGGGAUUCCAUGAUGCACAACCGCAACCAGAACUUUUCCACCUUCGAUAGGGACAAUGAUGCGUGGCACAAAAACUGCGCCGAGGAGUAUUUUGGUCCUUGGUGGCAUGUGAACUGCACAUACAGUAAUCUUUUCGGCGUCUAUGUGAAUGGAGAUGAUGCCCAGUACUUUCAGUGGAAGGGGAUCGUCUGGCACUCUUGGCGCACUGAGCGCUAUUCCUACAAAGUGAUGCAAAUGAUGAUUCGACCCAAGUGCCAUUGUUCAGGAUAGAAAAAGGUUACAUUUUGUAAUUACACUGCACCUUCCAGCUACUUAUUGUAAUGAUUAAACUUUCAAAAAGGUCAAUUUGAUUAUUAAAUAAAUUCUCAGAUGCAAUAACACCAUGGAGCCAUCUACCAUCUGGCAGCUAAAGAGAACCUUUAUAGCAAAAACUUAGAGCAAUUCUACAUAAAAUGUAUGCGGCAAGAAAUAUGCACUUAACUUGUGGUAUAAGUACAAUUCAGCAUUUCGAAACUACUUUCGAAACAUCGUUUCGAUUUCGAAGU